Carassius carassius (crucian carp) is the source of this 1365-nucleotide messenger RNA. RefSeq names its product cyclin dependent kinase 4 (gene cdk4). Gene Ontology annotation, cellular component: cytoplasm; nucleus; cyclin-dependent protein kinase holoenzyme complex. Gene Ontology annotation, biological process: G1/S transition of mitotic cell cycle; regulation of G2/M transition of mitotic cell cycle; signal transduction. The record is from RefSeq and is a predicted model, not a curated record. NCBI's taxonomy places the organism in Eukaryota, Metazoa, Chordata, Actinopteri, Cypriniformes, Cyprinidae. Bases 241 to 1134 code for a protein of 297 amino acids. The transcript is spliced from 8 exons. Gene Ontology annotation, molecular function: ATP binding; cyclin binding; cyclin-dependent protein serine/threonine kinase activity.
GGGUCUGAUCCUGUCGCUUGACUCGCUCCGCCCUGAGAUCAGACAGGAAGUGAAUGGAGACAGACUGAGAACAGGCCAGAGUUUCAAACACACUCUUUGAUGAAAUAAACUCAUGAGAUAUCAGCUGAGCACUACAGAACACAGCACAGCACCGGAAGAAACUGACGGGAGUAGAGGAGAUGGACGCUUGACUCUUCAAAACUAGUUUAACUAGCUCUACACGCGAGGAGAAACGUGGUGAUGGCGCAGGAGAGCGCGGUGCAGUACGAGCCGGUGGCGGAGAUCGGCGGUGGGGCGUACGGGACCGUCUACAAGGCUCGAGAUCGAGACAGCGGGCAGUUUGUGGCUCUGAAGAGUGUGAGAGUGCAGACCAAUCAGGACGGCCUCCCUGUGUCCACGGUGCGAGAGGUGGCUCUGCUCAAACGACUCGAGCAGUUCGACCAUCCCAACAUCGUCAGGCUGAUGGACGUGUGCGCCACACUGAGAACAGACCAGGAAACUAAAGUGACUCUAGUGUUUGAACACGUGGAUCAGGACCUCAGGACGUAUCUGGAGAAAGUGCCGGCACCCGGACUGCCCAUCGACCGGAUCAGAGAUUUGAUGCAGCAGUUGCUGUGUGGUCUGGCGUUCUUGCACUCGAAUCGAGUUCUCCAUCGGGACCUGAAGCCGGAGAACAUCCUGGUGACCAGCAGAGGGCAGGUGAAGCUGGCUGACUUCGGGCUGGCGCGCAUCUACAGCUGCCACAUGGCGCUCACACCGGUGGUGGUGACGCUGUGGUAUCGCUCUCCUGAGGUGCUGCUCCAGACCUCUUACGCCACGCCGCUGGACAUCUGGAGCACCGGCUGCAUCUUCGCUGAGAUGUUCAGACGCAAACCUCUCUUCUGUGGAGAUUCAGAGGUGGACCAACUGGCCAAGAUCUUUGCGGUGAUCGGCCUGCCGGCUGAAGACGAGUGGCCCACUGAUGUCACUCUGUCCCGGCAGAACUUCAGCCCUCAAACCACUCAGCCAAUCACAGACUGCGUUCCUGAGAUCAACGAGAAGGGGGCGGAGCUCUUAUUGGAAAUGCUGACGUUUGACCCGUUGAAACGAAUCUCUGCGCUGAAUGCUUUGGAACAUCCAUUCUUUACCGAAUGAGCGCUUUAUUCAGUUUAAGGUCACAAACGCAGCCUGGACCAUGAAGAGUGUUUUUCCACCAUAGGGCUGUGAUGAUAAAUUGAUGCAGAAUCGAUUCUGAGUUUUCUGAAUGCAUCGCUAUUCUCUCUGGAAUCGGUUCUGAGCUUAUAUUUGAACAGCAGAUGACGCUCUACUCUAGUUUUUGUCCGCACACUCAAAUUCUUAUGCUGAAAAGUGUUUGUGCAUUCGGAU